This is a messenger RNA of Argentina anserina (silverweed cinquefoil), 774 nucleotides long. RefSeq lists its product as uncharacterized. Bases 1 to 774 code for a protein of 257 amino acids. The transcript is spliced from 3 exons. The record is from RefSeq and is a predicted model, not a curated record. Lineage: Eukaryota; Viridiplantae; Streptophyta; Magnoliopsida; Rosales; Rosaceae.
AUGGCUGAUUUCUCAUCGGACUUCUCCAUGCUCCGCCUCGACUCCUCCUUCUCCUCCUCCCUCAAGCGCCCCUCUCCGCCGCACUCCCACCAGCCCAACCCCAAGAAAGAGAAGCUCUCUCCUCCUCUCCCAUCUGGCUUUUCCAAGAUUACCCCUCUCCCUCCUCUCCCCAAAUCGGGCCGCUCCGAAACCCACAACCCGCUCCUCCGCCGCUGCAUUUCCAACCUCGAUUCUCACUCUCCCCACACCGACGCCGUCGCUUCCCCGCCGUCCGUGGUCUCCACGCUCCCGCCCCGCCCCACCCACCACCGCGCCGUCUCCGAGCCCACCUUCUCUCCCGCCGCCAAGUCCGCCUCCCGCACCUCCUCCAGCUCCGGCGACGACGACGACUCCCCCAGUACUAAGAGGAAGCUCAAGAGGAUCAAGGAUCGGUUCAGAGAGAUGACGCUGUGGUUUGAGCAAGUCAUGCUUGAAGAUGUUGAUGACGACGAUGAUGACGCCAUUCAGGUGGAUCAGGAGAAAGCACCAGAGACUCUACAAGAAGAACAAGAGCAGGAGGUGCAGGUUAUCAACAAUGCUGAACCCUCUGAUGAGAAUGUUCAAGGUCUUGUAAUCACUGCUGUCACCAAGGAGGAUUGUGAUCAGAAAAGGUUUGAGGAAUCGGUGAGCGUGGAGAAGGUUGGGGAGUGCAUAGUGAUCCAUUUCAGCUGCCACUGUGGGGUUCCUUAUCAGUUUCUUCUUGCUGGAGGCAAUUGCUACUACAAGCUCAUGUAG